Messenger RNA from Hevea brasiliensis (rubber tree), 3019 nucleotides. Its product is annotated as receptor protein kinase-like protein At4g34220. The coding region runs from base 507 to 2837 and encodes 776 amino acids. Gene Ontology annotation, molecular function: ATP binding; protein kinase activity; protein binding. NCBI's taxonomy places the organism in Eukaryota, Viridiplantae, Streptophyta, Magnoliopsida, Malpighiales, Euphorbiaceae. Gene Ontology annotation, biological process: protein phosphorylation. The transcript is spliced from 2 exons. The record is from RefSeq and is a predicted model, not a curated record.
CAAGAUUCCUCUCUCUCUCUCUCUCUCUGCUUUCCAUUACCUUAUUAAUAAUAAAUAAAGCUAAAUAUAAUUUACUUGAGAGGCAGCAGGCAGUCCAAUAAGUUCAUUUUCAUCAUCCUUCUCCAUCUUCAGUUAAGUUUCCCUAUCAAAGCAUAAAUUCAUACACAUAGGCAGAUAAAGUGUUGCUCUUUCUGCCUAAUCUCAUUCUCUGCAACUUUUCCUUUUUCUAGUACCCUCUUUUUCACAUCUUCCAACUCCCAGUUCAGCUUCAUUAAUUCAUCAUACAUCAAUAACACAUUAUCAACAUUCAACGACUCCUUUUUCCUGCCUGCUCCUCCUCUGCUCCAAUCGCUUUUCUUUUCUUUUCGAUUUGGUCACCAGAACAACUAAAAUUGCAGUUGAUCACCUUCUCUCCCUCUCCCUCUCUCUCUGAUAGCCAACCCAGCUACUGCAAUGAGUAUGUAAAGGGUAAUUCUUGCAAGCAUGUUUCAUUAGUUCAAGAAACCAUGAGUUUCAUUGGCAUCAAUCUACAUUUCUUUACCUUCGCUUUUGUUCUUGUUCUUGUUCAAGUUCUAGUUCCUGCAUUUGCUCUCAACACAGAUGGGGUGCUUCUGCUUUCCUUCAAAUACUCUAUCCUCAGUGACCCAUUAUCAGUUUUGGAAAGCUGGAACUAUGAUGAUGUAACACCAUGCUCAUGGAAAGGAGUGACCUGCAAAGAAUUAGGCCUACCUGGCACACCAGAUAUGUUCAGGGUCACUAGCUUGACCCUCCCUGAAAGCCAGCUUCUGGGUUCAAUUCCUCCAGACUUGGGCUUCAUUCAACACCUUAGGCGUCUUGAUCUUUCCAACAACUUCUUGAAUGGGUCAUUGCCUAGUUCCUUUUUUAAUUCCACUGAACUGCAAGUGAUUUCUCUUUCAGGCAAUGAGAUCUCUGGUGAAUUGCCUGAGUCUAUUGGUGGAAUGAGGAGUUUACAGUUCUUGAAUCUUUCUGAUAAUGCCCUGGAUGGGAAACUACCUAAGAAUUUGACCAGUCUGGAAAAUCUUACAGUUCUUUCUUUAAGAACUAAUUACUUUUCCGGUUACGUUCCCAGUGGGUUCAAUUCUGUUGAAGUGUUAGAUCUGUCUUCUAAUCUGCUAAAUGGGUCAUUACCUCUUGAUUUUGGUGGAGGUAAUUUGCAUUACUUGAAUCUCUCUUACAACAAGCUUUCAGGGCCAAUUUCACUGGAAUUUGCAAAGAAAAUUCCUCAUAAUGCCGCCAUUGAUCUCUCAUUCAACAACCUGACAGGAGCAAUCCCAGAGUCUGUAUCUUUGCUUAAUCAAAAAACAGAAUCUUUCAAAGGAAAUGUGGAUCUUUGUGGCAAACCAUUGAAGAAUCUUUGCCCAAUUCCUUCAACUCUCUCCACUCCACCAAAUAUUUCAACCAUUUCACCAGCCAUUGCAGUCAUACCCAAACCAUUAGACUCAACCCCAGUAGCAAACUCGUCCGCAGGAACCCAAAAUGCCACAACAAAAAAUCAACCCCAGAACGGUCUAAAACCAACCACUAUUGUGGCUAUCGCGGUGGCAGAUUUAGCCGGCAUAACCAUUCUUGCUAUAGCCAUUCUUUAUGUAUACCAACUGAAGAAGAAGAACACUCUCAACCAAAACGACCACCCCCAACCAAAGAACAACCAGAAACUCCCAACAGAAACCAUACUAUCAAAACUUGAUCAGCCAGUGGAAACAAGAAAACCCACAACGUGUUCAUGUUUAACCAUUAAAGCCGAAGAAACAUCAGAAGAAGCUACAACUUCAGAUAGCGACCAAGACGGCGGCCAUCAGAAUGAAGUUAUCAACCUGAACCAGCACCAGCAGAAAGGAGGAAAGCUUGUGAUAGUGGACGGGGAGACGGAACUGGAAAUGGAAACACUGCUAAAAGCACCAGCAUACAUGUUAGGAGCUAGCGGAGCAAGCAUAGUGUACAAGGCCGUGCUCGAAGAUGGUACUGCGUUCGCAGUAAGGAGGAUAGGAGAAAGUGGUGUGGAGAGGCUCAGAGACUUUGAGAACCAAGUGAGGCUCAUUGCCAAACUACGGCACCCCAAUUUGGUUAGGGUUCGUGGGUUUUACUGGGGAGACGAUGAGAAGCUUGUUAUCUAUGACUAUGUCUCCAAUGGCAGCCUUGCAAGCUCCAGUUACAGAAAACCAGGUUCAUCACCAUUUCAUCUACCUCUUGAAGUUCGAUUCAAGAUAGCAAGAGGUGUAGCUCGAGGACUAGCCUUCAUUCAUGACAAGAAAAAUGUGCAUGGCAACAUCAAACCAACCAACAUCCUCUUAAACUCCGAAAUGGAUCCCAUAAUCUCUGAUUUCGGGCUAGAUCGGCUAGUCUCUGGCUCUAGCGACAGCAACAGCAAUAGCUAUAAAUCUAGCAACUCUGGUCGCAAUUUUGGUAGCCAAAGAUCUAUCUCCACCUCACAUGACCUCUCUAUCACUACAAGCCCCUAUGCAACCCCUAGCUCCUCCACAACUAGCAACACGUCGCCAUAUCAAGCUCCUGAGUCCUUAAAGAAUAUAAAAUCAAAUCCUAAAUGGGAUGUUUACUCCUUUGGUGUUAUUUUACUUGAACUUCUCACUGGUAGAGUGCUUUCAGAUCGAGAGGUGAGCCAAUGGAACACCGGUUUAAUGGCGGAGGAUAAGAAUCGGGUUUUGAGGUUGGUUGACAUGGCGAUUCGAGCUGACGUGGAGGCUAGGGAGGAUGUCAUGUUGGCAUGCUUGAAGUUAGGGUUUAGUUGUGCUAGUUUUGCACCACAAAAAAGACCCACCAUGAAAGAAGCAGUUCAACUCCUAGAGAAGAUCCCUUAAAGUGCAAUCUUUCAAAGCUAAUGAUAAGUUUGGGUAUCAAAAAAGUGUGUGUUGUUGGAUUAAAGGGUAGAGUUUCUUUUUAUCUUUUGUUGACUUGAAAUGAUGCAUUAGCAUAAAGUUGAAAGAGAGGAAUGUGGAUAUCUUAUAUGAGAUUGUGCAUGCUUGCACUUUUGAUUGAUUAA